CGCCCCUUUUGGAACACCGCCCUCCCCGCUCGCCUUCUGGCAGCGGGAGGGGGGCGGGAGUGACAGCGCGGCGGGCCAAUGGCGGGGCCGGGCCUAGGCCGGGCCCGGCGGCACCGCCAGCACCCGGGCUGCCGGGGAACGGGGAACGGGAACGGGAACGGGAACGGGAACGGGGAACGGGGAACGGGGCCUCACCCCGGCACCGCCGGCGGCCCCCAGAGGCCGAGCCCCAUCUGCCCUGUACCAUGCCGAAACGGAAAUGCAAAUUCACCGACGAGCUCCAGGCAAAGUACCCCUGCUUCCGCGUGGGCCGGGAGAGAUGGGAGGCCGAAUGCUUGGUCUGCCAGGAGGGCACCUACGUCUCUGUGGCCAACAAGGGCUCUCUCGACCUGGAGGCCCACGUGCAGUCCAUGAAACACAAGAGGAACGUGCUGGGGGAUGCCUCGGUGGCCAAGCUGCCGGGCUGCUUCCUCCCUGCCGACUGCCAGCCUUUCGAUGCUGCCGCCGCCACCACCGCCGCCGCCGCCGAAACACCUUUGGGCUUCCAUGCUGCCGUUCUCAAGGACUGCUGUGAGCCCCUGGCUGGCUUGCCCAAAACUCCUGACCCCGUCUUAGACGUCUUGGGCUUGCAAAUCAAGACGGAGGUGAGGCUGGAUGAGGCGCUGGCCCCCUUUGCGUUGGACCAUGGGAUGGACCCACUCGAUGGUGUCCCCUAUUGUGGGGUGGCCCUGGGUGCGGGCGAGGCGGGGACCCCCUUCCCCAUCCAGAUCCGCUAUUUUGACUGGAAGCGGGGUGGUGUGCAGAGCAGGGUGAUCGGUGUGGAACCCCCACCGGCUGAACUGUCCCCUGGUGCCGCUGCGCUGGUGUGGGAGGCCUUGGAGAAUCACGGGCUGCGGCAGCGGUGCGUGGCCGUUGUAGGUGAAAGCCCUAAUGCCAUGCUGGGAGGGCUGGGGUGCUGUACCCAGGGUCCGGCUGAGGUGUCCGGCUUGCGGGAGCUGCUGGAAGGGGUCUUCGUUGCCACCGACUGCCCUGCGCACCUCCUCAGCAACUGCAUCCAGCACGGGGCGGACAGCCUGGAGGUAGACCUGCAGUCCCUCGUCUGGAAGAUUUACGCCUACAUCUCUGUCUACGCCGUCUGCGCCGAACCGCUCAAGGACUUCUUGGAGUUUGCCAAGAGGGAGUACCGGCGGCUGCUCCACCACACCAGGAUACCCUGGUUACUCCUGCUGCCGGCCAUCACCCGCUUGCUGCAAGUCUUCCCAGCCUUGAAGUCCUUCUUCCUCUCCCUCAGCCACCCCCCCUUUGCCAUCCGGACCUUUUUUGAGGAUGACUUCAGCGAGAUCUACCUGCAGCACAUGGCUUCGCAGGUGGCUGUCUUCGACAUGCACCUCAGGACCUUGGCGAGGGAGGACAACUCGCCCUGUGAGGUGCUGGGCGUCCUCUCCUCCGUCCGCCGCACCCUCCUGGAGCGCAAAGCCCAUGGCUUCAUGUCGCUGCGGGUGAAGGAGCUGCUGGCGGAGCAGCGGGCGGCUGGGAGGGUUGGUGAGUGCGACACCUUCUGCCGCCACGUCCAGACCCUCUACGUGGCGUUCCUCGACUACCUGGAUGCCCGGAUGAGGCCGUUUGGGGAGCUUUUCCGUUUCCAGUGGAUGCAGCUACGGGUACCACCAAUGUGGGCGGAGGUGGAGGCAUGCAUCAAGUACCUGGCGGGCCACGGGGUCAUGGUGGAUGACAGCAAGUGCUUUGACCAGUUCUGCCAGCUGACCACCUUCUUGAAGGACUGCAGGAGCGACAGCGACUUCGGCGCCCUGCAGACGCACCAGAAAUGGGUGCGUUUCUUUGGCAGCUCCCGCAGCUUGGCCGGCCACUCAGAGCUUCUCAGAAUGGCUCAGGUUUUCUUUGCCAUCCCCUCCUGCGGGGCCGAUUUUCCAAGGGGGCUUUUCCUGAUGUGAAGCCAGUGGGAUCAGGUGUGGAUUCGUCGUGGCCAGGCUACCACGAAACAUGCGGCAUUUCAAGACUUCUUUUUUGCAAUGAUAGACCUAUUGAUUCCUAUUUUUGUACAUCAGCCCACCGGGGAGGAUUUGUUAAUGGGAUUUUUAAGGGCUGUACGCUGUCUGCAGGAGAGGUGGCUUGCUCUUGUGCAAAUAAAUACCACUACGGGCUCUGGUCA
Messenger RNA from Aquila chrysaetos chrysaetos, 2170 nucleotides. RefSeq lists its product as uncharacterized. Bases 246 to 1952 code for a protein of 568 amino acids. NCBI's taxonomy places the organism in Eukaryota, Metazoa, Chordata, Aves, Accipitriformes, Accipitridae. The record is from RefSeq and is a predicted model, not a curated record. The transcript has 2 exons.